AUAGUAUGAUGCUUAAUGAUAUGAUAUGAUACAAUAGAUGUUUAAAAAAAGGGUGUUGUAUGUAUAUUGGUGUAUACUGAACAUGGAAUUAUUACCGCCCGUUGCGUAAUACACAGGAUUUUAGUUAGCAUGAAUACUAAAUGAUACCUGUUCAAUUUAAUCAAAAUACGGAUAGCUUUGUUCUAAUUUACAAUGUUUUAGUGAACUUUUAUUUCAAGUAAAACCAUUCGCCAUUGGGCUGCCUAUGGAUUGGUGUGGUGUUUUGUAACUUUGGUUAUCAAUACCCUGAUGUUCUUCAGUAUAAACUGCAAAUUUUACAGACUGCAAUCGCAGUGUUGGAAAUAUAUAAAGACAGUAUAUUUGUUGUUGCCUCUUGGUGUAGUCGUAAGGAAUGUGUAGCUAUAUCAUAGUAUAUACAAUGGUAUAACAGUUUACCUGGUCAACUUAAGUGGUUCAAGCUACUUGCUCUUCAAAAUAAAUUGUAACAAAAAGAGAUACAACUUAUAGGAGACCAAAUAGCUGAGCCUGGUGAAGGCAAUGUGAUAAAAAGAGCAUUUUAGUGCUUAAAAAUUUCAACAUUUCUGCAAUCUGAUUCACAGUUUACAUAAACAGUUGAAAUAAUGCCUGGAACAAAGAUUGCAAAUGAAGAUCGACAGACAAUCAAUCAAAAAUUGAUUUGCUCCUAUUGCAAUUUGCUAUUGUCAACUCCAAUGCAGAGUGCCUGUGGUCAUUUCAUGUGUUCCUCAUGUGUUGACACUAUUCUAGUGAGCUCAGACGCAAGAUGCCCUGUUGAUGGCACAGAAUUGAAUGUAAAUAUAUUUCCCGAUACAUACACUGAACGUGAAAUACAAGCAUUGUCCUUACAUUGUCCCAAUGAAGGCUGUGUUUGGCAUGGCACGUAUGCUGAACUGAAGCUGCAUUCUGAAGAGUGUGAACAUGCUCUGAUGAGAAACUGUGUUAAUUCAAAAUGCAAGAUGGAAGUGAGAUUCCCUCAGUUGAAUGACCAUUUGACAAGCGAAUGUGAAUAUCGGAAAGUGAAGUGUAAUUACUGCCAGAAAGAUGGUACAUUUGCUUCUAUUAGGGAUCAUGUUAGUAAAGACUGUGCCAAAGCACCUAUCACUUGUGAGUUCUGCAGACAGAAAUUUGUAAGAAAGGACAUUGAAAGGCACAAAGAAUCAUGUGGGGAUGUCAUAGUCGAAUGUGAAUACCAGGCCGUGGGUUGUAAUGAAAGGACUUUAAAACGAAGAGAACUAGGCCAGCAUUCGAAUGAUGGCUUUCUGGGCCACCUCCAUCUUUUGUUCCUGUUUGUUUGUGAUUUGGUUUCAAAACUGGCGACCUACGUCCCCCGACUAGAAUUUACACAAACAAUACAAAUUCUCCGUGACGAAAUGGCCGACGUUCGCUCAGGUUUAUUUGCAAGAUGGAACAUCACUGGCGAGCAGCCUAUCAUCAGCUACAAUGGAACCUUGAUAUGGAGGAUUGAAGGUUAUGAGAAGAAGCGUCAGGCUGCUGUCAGAGGAUUGAUGCCAGCCUUGUAUAGUCAACAUUUCUACAGUGCUCAGGACGGGUAUAAGAUGUGUGCAAAGCUGUACAUGAACGGAGAUGGAUUUGGAAAAGGGACGCAUUUAUCCUUGUACUUUAUCGUGAUGAAAGGUGAAUAUGACUCCCUUCAAACCUGGCCAUUUCAGAAGAAGAUUACGAUGAUGCUCAUGGAUCAAGGUAACGGUGACCACAUGGUCGAGGCGUUUCACUCUGAUCCUCAAAGUUCGUCUUUCCUACGCCCCCGAUCUAACAUGAAUAUUCCAUCAGGUUCACCGCUUUUCAUGCCAAUUGAGGAUUUAGGUAAUCGUGAGUAUAUCAAAGACGAUGUCAUGUUCAUUAAGAUUAUUGUGGACUAGGGUAAGACCAGGGGUGGCAGAACAUAUUUUGUUUUAGGUGGGGCUAAAUUUUAAAAAUAUCAUUUUGUCCAGUCAUAUAGCCAGUCUGACGAUGUAGACACCCUAUGCUGUAAUAAUUUGGUGUUCAUUGACUUUGAAAGACUAUUUGGUGUGCAUAGACUUCAAAACCGAAAUAAAUCAUUAUAAUGGCCUAUAGAAUUUGCAUCAAGCUGGACUAAAGGCGCUGUUUCAUUAUGCAAUUCUCCUUGCAACUUGAAAUGCAAUUAUAAUUUUUGAGGGAUGUAAUUUUGUAAAUUGUGUUCGAAAUGUAUCGAAACGAAUCGUAAGAAAUGUUCGUAUUUGACAACUUUAGAUACCUCACGAGUAGAAUUGCAUUCAAGUUGCAAGGAAUGUUUCAUGACUUGUAACAUCGCCUUAAAUUGUCAGGCUGGUUACGCUACUGGCUUUGUCUGACCCGCCAUAGCAUGGUUAAAAAACAGAAAUAUGAAUGUUGUCUUUACUCCAGGUUAAACAUGUUCUAUUAUAAAUUUUUCACUUGUUUAGGCCUCCAAAGAUUGCGCUGGUAAAUUAAUGAAUAUUUUUAUGGUUAAGGUUUUAUUUAAUAAUUUGUGAGGAAUUAGCAGUAUGAGACAUGUAAAAUCCUGAAAGUUCCUUCCUGUUGCUCAAAAAAGCAAAAAGUAACUCCAGGUUGCUCGAAACCACAACAGUCGGUCAAAUAAUAUUUUCAAAAGUUUCCAAGCACAAUCUAUAGGGGCAUAUACACUUGUUUGUGCCAUUUGUCCGUAUAAAAUUCAAAAUUGUUACAUGUUUUUUUACAUUCUCCCCUCUGCUUUGCCUCCACCAUUUACUUUGUUCCGCCUCCCAUGGGCGUCGAUCGAACGUUUAGGGGGACUCUUAUUCCAUAAUUUAUUUGCAUAUAGCUUUCCUCGCACAGGGAUGGGAUUGGCGAGCAGAGCGAAACAAGGAACUUUUAAAAAGAAUGUACAAUUAAUAAUGAACUCGACCCCAUAGCGAAACACUUUUCUAAGGAAAUUUCUUUAGAAAUGGAAACCCUUGGCUGAUUCCUAUAGAAAGUUAAAUUUUGUUCGAGAGAAAUUAGACGAGCAGAAUAUAUGAAUAUGGUCCCCCUCAAUUAACGUUCGAUUGACGCGAAUGCCGCUUCCACUGGAUGAAGCGAUAAACUAGUGCAGCUCUCUGCAGCUCUAAUAUAAUCUCGUGAUCUAUACAAUUGAUAGUAUGAAACUUAAAGUCCCGGGCCGGUUGUAUCAAAAGGUCGUUAUCUUUAACUAUGAUAUUAUCUUUAGCUAAUCGCUGAUCACUGUAGUUAAAUCCUUAACUAUGAUUAGUUAACUACACGAUUUAACUGCGUUGCACAAAACGUAGUUUGUCGGAUGAAAAACUAAUCGCGUGGUUAACUUGUGUGGAGCUUGCGUGCAUGGGAGUGUUAAACAGAACAAUAACAUGAAGUUUCCUUAUAAUAUUGACUGCUGCUAUAGAUUUUGAACAAGACUACAAAAAUUGACUGUAUUUCGAUCGAAAAUAUUAUUAAAAAAUGCAAUAAAACCAGGAAAAAGUUUAAAAAAACGCGAAAAUAAUUCAAGGAAAAGGCGCUAUGAUAUAUAAAAAGGUCCUUUUGAGUCAAACAACAGGUUGCAGAUGAAAAUGGAGUCUUUGCUGUCAACCGGCGUCUUUCGAAGCAAAAAUGCGGUCUGUUGCUGCCUAAAUUACGAAAAUUAAAGUAUGUUGAAAGUUUACAAGCUUCGAAGGGGUCUUUCUGAGUGGAUAACGGUUGAAAACCUUGUUAUGUGUUGAUUUUAAUCUUUUCACACUCCUGAAAAGUUCAACACGCCAUUUUUAACUAUGUUUUCGAUGCCCUUAAGGAUAGUUAACUUUAACUAGACUUUAACUACAGGGUGUAUAAAAAAAAACGCAACACUUGAUAUUCAUGAAUAUCCUCU
Dendronephthya gigantea is the source of this 3856-nucleotide messenger RNA. Its product is annotated as TNF receptor-associated factor 2-like. NCBI's taxonomy places the organism in Eukaryota, Metazoa, Cnidaria, Anthozoa, Malacalcyonacea, Nephtheidae. Gene Ontology annotation, biological process: regulation of apoptotic process; protein K63-linked ubiquitination; positive regulation of JNK cascade. Gene Ontology annotation, cellular component: plasma membrane signaling receptor complex; cytoplasmic side of plasma membrane. The coding region runs from base 621 to 1898 and encodes 425 amino acids. The transcript has 9 exons. Gene Ontology annotation, molecular function: zinc ion binding; tumor necrosis factor receptor binding; ubiquitin protein ligase binding. The record is from RefSeq and is a predicted model, not a curated record.